GAGUCGGGGACGCGCUGGUGAAAAUGUUGCGCAGGAAGAAAGCCGAGGGGUUGUCUGUAUGGAGCUAUCUGCUAUAGGAGAGCAAGUGUUUGCAGUGGAGAAUAUCAGCAAGAAACGCGUCAGAAAGGGGAGAGUGGAAUAUUUUGUGAAGUGGAAAGGAUGGCCACCAAAGUACAGUACGUGGGAACCCGAAGAUCACAUUCUGGAUCCCCGGCUCGUCAUGGCUUAUGAGGAAAAGGAGCAGCGAGACCGGGCGCUAGGACACCGGAAGCGAGGCCCCAAACCGAAGCGGUAUCUGUUGCAGCGGAUUUAUGGGAUGGAUCUGCGGAGUGCGGCCAAGCUGAAGGAGAAGGGGAAGUUGCACCUGUCCCUGUCCAGACAGUUUGAUGGGACUUCAGUGUCGAGCCUGGGUCAGCGGGAACAUGGGGAAAACGGGAAACGGAUCCAGUUUUCCCUCAGCCGGAAGCACAAGUUUUUCAAGCUGGCCAAGCCUGGCUCUGCUCGAGAGCCCAGUGAGAUCGCGGAGAGGCACAGGGCUAGUGAGUGCUCCGAGGACGAUACUGGCAGGGAGUUGAGUGAGAAAUUCGCGGAUUCGGAAUUCGAGGAUGAGUUGCAGAGUGAGAGCUGUCCUGAGGCGACAGAAGGCUCCGCCUCUCCCAUCCGGACAACUGCCUCGAUUCCCAAAGGCUGGCAACCUUCCGUUCCCCUCGGCAAUGUCACGGUAACCGAUGUCACGGCAAACUCCCUGACUGUGACCUUUCGGGAAGGCCAGGCUGCUGAGGGAUUCUUUAGGGACCGGAGUCUGAGCUGCUGAAAAACAAACAGAUUUACAUCCGUCCUGUCAAACAUUUUAUUCAUUUUUCCUAAAAGAGAAACAAGGCUCCAUAUUUAUAAAUACAGAGUGUACGUAUUUACCAUAGGAAUGGUUAGGGUCUGCAGGCUAUCCCACAGGGGUUAGAUACCUCUUCAGAAUAGGAGAGGUGAGUGUUGAGGAGUGAGUAUGGAGGAGGAAGAGGAGGGAGUGAGGGAGGACAGGGAGGAAUGAGAAGCCAUGUAGGGAGAGCAGGGAGGGAUGUUUGG
Messenger RNA from Stegostoma tigrinum, 1080 nucleotides. Its product is annotated as chromobox protein homolog 7-like. The record is from RefSeq and is a predicted model, not a curated record. Gene Ontology annotation, biological process: negative regulation of transcription by RNA polymerase II. Gene Ontology annotation, cellular component: PRC1 complex. Lineage: Eukaryota; Metazoa; Chordata; Chondrichthyes; Orectolobiformes; Stegostomatidae. The transcript has 6 exons. The coding region runs from base 59 to 814 and encodes 251 amino acids.